Molecule: messenger RNA, 1989 nt
Organism: Aspergillus chevalieri
Lineage: Eukaryota; Fungi; Ascomycota; Eurotiomycetes; Eurotiales; Aspergillaceae
Product: fungal specific transcription factor domain-containing protein
Exons: 7
Coding region: 1-1989 (662 amino acids)
Biological process (GO): positive regulation of transcription by RNA polymerase II; DNA-templated transcription
Cellular component (GO): nucleus
Molecular function (GO): sequence-specific DNA binding; zinc ion binding
Source: RefSeq, a predicted model, not a curated record
AUGCGAGUUUACGGAAGGGGUCAACAAAGUCAUUGUAUCAGAAAGCGCAGAUACCUUCGUGAUUUAGAGAGGCAGGUCCAAGAUCUUAAGUGUGCAGCUUCCACAGACAAUAUCUCUCCGCAGAGUGGAGCCAGGUGCAGUUGCACAGCUGAUGCUGCAGGGAUACCUUUCGAUACUGCAGGGUCUCAAUCGGAAGCUUCCUCAUCGCCACAAGCAAUUGGUUAUGCGCGAAGCGUCUGGACAAGCCCGUUUACUUUACCGUCGACGACUAUCAAGAAUACUGAAAACAACAAAAGAAGUUGGAUUUGGCUAGCUCCGUCGUCAAUGUGGUCGUUUACUGCUCGACUUACUGUCAUGCUGACGGAGAAGUUGCACCAUACGUUUCCCAAUAAUGCGCCUACUCUUUUAAAGAGGGAGGUCUAUCCCCUUCGAUGGACCUGUUGCGCUGUUGAUGAACCACCCGAUGUCAACGGCCUGCCAUCCCUCGACUAUGCUAUGCAUCUCGUCAAUACAACAAAAUUUCACUUGGGCCAGAAUUAUAGGCUCUUCAAUGAAGAUGUUUUCAUCAGUCGCCUUCUGGGGUUCUAUCAUGGUGAUGCUACGAAGAUAGCAGCUGAAGAUCGCCUAUGGUUCAUUCAACUUCUGUUAGUCUUCUCAUUCGGGAUUGCUUUCCGUUCAGGGUCGAAGAAUUCUCGAGGUGCUCCAGGUUCAAGCUUCUUUAUUCGUGCGAUGUCUCUGAUGCCAGAUCAUGCGUCACUUUGGAAAUAUAGUGUGCCAGCAAUUGAGACUAUGGCACUUGCCGGACUAUAUCUAUACUCGGUUGGAGAAAGGGAGUCAGGACAUAUAUAUAUUGGCCAGGCAGUGAGAAUAGCGCAAUUUGAAGGUUUGCACACUCAUCUACCAGAGGAUCAGCUUGGUGCUGAAACUAUGUCCCGGUGUCGCAACCUGUGGUGGACUUUGUACACCAUAGAUAGCCACUUUUCCUCUUCUGUGGGACUGCCCACGACCACGCAGGACUGGAAUAUCAGCACCCCAAUCAAUCCGCCAAGCACAUGCUCACACCAGGAUGUCAUUCUCAGCCUUCAAGUGAAGCUGUCACGCUUACAAUCGUUUAUCAUUGCCACUGUAUACAAGUCAGAAAAGACACAGCUGGGCGCGUUCCUUGAAACAACAAGAUCAAUAUUACAUACACUGGCGGGAUAUGCGGAGGAGGUUGAAAAAAUAAUCCACGCCAAGUUUCGAAAUUCUGUUGACAGGACGCCUAAUGGGACGCGACAUAUCACAUUGCUAUAUCAUCAGUGUGUGAUCGCUGCAACCCGGCCACUUCUCUUAUCCGUUCUCAAAGAGCGGCUAGACAGCCUUGACCACGAGACGGAGAACUGGCAAGACUUUCUAGUUUUGACAAAGACAUUGAUUUCCAUCAGUAUCAAAUCGGCUGAGAAAGCUCUUCAUAUAUUAUCUGAGGAUGAUGGCCUUCUCGAGGUAUUCCUGCCAUACGACCUCGAAUAUACAUACUCAUCCAGCGUGCAUCUGGCUAUUGCGAAUGCACUUUUUCCGAGUGUAGUCGAUGGCCAAACAUACAGCCAGAAAGCACAUCUGAUUCUUGAUGAGAUGAUAAACAAAGGAAACAAGGUUGCUGAAGUGCGAAAAGCAGAACUGUCUCACCUUGAAAGCCUACUCUUAGAGCUUGCCGCGCGCGCAGAAUUACAGGGAUUUCAGCCUCUUACGCUAUACAGCCCCAAGCAGUCAGGGACGACAUCCAGAAACGACAGCAUGGUGGAAGAACAACCAAAUAGGGAACCUGUGGCUGAUCAUGAUAUGAUGGUUACGCCAAACCCCGAGCCUCCACGGCCUAGAGAGGCGAGCCUGUCAGGUGACAUUGAGUUUCUCAAUGACAUUGGCGUUUCUUCUUAUGAGUUCUACAAUAUUGUGGAUCAAAUAGCCAACUCGGACCUGUCUUACAGUAUACUAGAUUCUGCACCGAACUGA